AUGGCAUCAAGCAAGCCAAGAACGCUUGAAGGCAAAGUCGCCAUCGUCACCGGCGCCUCACGCGGCAUAGGCGAAGCAAUCGCCUUCGACCUCGCCUCCCGCGGCGCCAAAGUAGCCAUAACCUACUCCAGCGACCGCUCCCGCGAAGGCGCCAACAACCUCAUCACCCGCAUCGAAUCCGAAGCUCACAGCAGCGCCAUAGGAAUCCAAUGCAACCUCCAAGAGCCCUCCGCACCCCAGCAGAUCGUCGACGAAACUCUCAAAGCCUUCGGCCCUCAUAUCGACAUCCUCAUCAACAACGCCGCCAUCAUCUCGGAUAAGAAGUUGGAGGAUGUGACAGCUGAUCACUUCGAUGAAGUAUUCCACCUCAACGUGCGCGCCCCUCUGUUCAUGAUCCAAGCCGUCCUUCCACAUCUCCGCCGUCCAGGCCGGAUCGUCAAUAUCUCCUCAGUCGGCGCUCGGCAGGGAUACCCCGGGACAGGGACAUACGCGGCGUCAAAGGGGGCGCUCGAGGCGUAUACGCGUAACUGGGCCGCGGAGCUGGGGAAGGAUGGAACUACGGUGAAUUGUGUCAACCCUGGACCUGUGCAGAGUGAGAUGCUGGAUCAGGUGGCUCCGGAGAUCGUCAAGCCGCAGAAGGAGGCGACGUUGGUGGAGCAGAGGGUUGGGAAGCCGGAGGAGGUCGCGGAUGUUGUGGCAUUUUUGGCGGAGGGGAGGAGUAGUUGGGUCAGUGGGCAGUGUAUUUCCGCGAGUGGGGGCUACCAUUGUUACUAG
Molecule: messenger RNA, 774 nt
Organism: Fulvia fulva
Lineage: Eukaryota; Fungi; Ascomycota; Dothideomycetes; Mycosphaerellales; Mycosphaerellaceae
Product: Dehydrogenase OXI1
Exons: 2
Coding region: 1-774 (257 amino acids)
Molecular function (GO): oxidoreductase activity
Source: RefSeq, a predicted model, not a curated record